GGCCAGCAUGUACCGGAGGUGACGACAUCCCGGCGGGAGCUGGUACAGCAGCAGCAUACACUACUAGAUAUACAGUGUACAGUGCUAGUAGCUGCAGAGGAGGGUGAGGAUCUAUCAUCAUUAUCCCCCGGCACACGCUGAUCCCUGCGGAGCAACCAGACUCCAGCUGAUGUAAGAAAAAAAAAAAAAAAAAGCUUAGUUUGCUUUUCUUUGGAGGAAAGUGGCAGACGUCUGUGAUGGCCAAACUAACCAAAGACCUUUUGUUAAAGAAAGGACUCCCUAAAUCAAAAAAUCUGAAGGACCUGAAGACCCUCAACUUGUCAAAAAUGCAGCUGGAAACAAAAGAUAUUGACCCACAGCUAUUUUCUGAAAUGCUGACUCUUCAGGAGCUGAAUAUCUCUAACAACUGUCUGUCUGAACUUCCUGCAAAGCUCAGUCUUCCUAAUCUCAAGGUUCUAGACUUCAGCGACAAUCAAGUUGAAGAUGUGACGGUUUUGCAGCAGUUCCCCAGUCUGGAAGAGGUUAUGUAUGAGGAGAAUCUCUACCUGACAAUCAGUGAUAACUACAAGGUUUGUUGUCUUCUACCGAAGCUGCAGCGUCUGAAUAAUAAAUCUAUAUCCUCAUGGGCCAAUCACGUUAGGUUUGUCAACCACAGAGAGCUCUGCAACAGGGUUGAAUCUUACUGGGAAAAGAACUAUAAAGACAAAUUGCCCGAUGUGCCUUCUCCUGCAAUGAUCAAAUCUGUUAGUAAAGAGUUUCUAAAAUCUGUGGGGAAUCAAAUAAAGUAUGGACCAAAUUCACUCAAAGAUUUCACCAAGUGGAAAGUGCAAAUAAUCGCAGAAAACCUAAUCUCCUCCUUGUUGGGUGGUAAGAAAAAUAGUAAUGAACUACAGUAUGAGCAGGAAUCUGCAAAUAGUGGUGCUGCAGAGGCUCCAGUAACUCCCAGUAAGAAAAAACGCAGCAAUGAAGCAGAUUGUGAAGUCGGGUCUCCUGCCAAAAGACUCCGGUCCAGUGAUGUGCUGAACACUGCUCUGUCACCCAGGAGAUCAAACACAUUGCAGGAAAUUCAACGCGGGUGUACACCAAAAAAGGAUAAACAGAAAUGCACACCAAUUAAGGAUAAACCAAGAUGUACACCAAUUAAGGAUAGGCCAAAAAGUACACCAGCCAAGGAACGUGGGCUAGCAACGCCGACAAAAGUCAGUAUAAAGAUUACACCGUCAAGAAAAGAACGAGCAGAAGAUCGGGCAGUAACUAGUGGAAAACAAAAGAAAGAAAUUAAAAAGAAAAAACAACUUGAUUUGGAACCACUCCAUUUCCUGCAGUCUCACAGUAAAAAUAACGACUGUGAUGAUUUCCGCACCCAGUUAUGGUCCUGUGCUUUUGAACCUAGUCUGGACUCUCUUUCAAGUAAAGUUAUCGCAACGUGUGGUGGGGAAUCUGUCUGCGUCAUCGACUGUGAGACUGGAAAGGUGGUGAAGAAAUACAAAGUGCCUGGAGAGGAGUUCUUCUCACUGGCCUGGACAACGCUAACAAUGAUCUGCAAUGAGGGUCAGAGAAGAAAAAUCAAUAUAUUGGCGGUCGGUGGAAAGCAUGGAGUUGUGAGACUGAUGCACCCUAAAGUCAGUUUGUGCUACGGGGAGAUAAAAGCCCAUAAAAAGGCCAUUUCCAUAUUGUGUUUCAGCCCGACACAGGACACAUUCCUUUUUACUGGUUCAUAUGACAAGAGAAUUAUCUUAUGGGAUAUAGGCGUUCCUGACUCUGAAUACAACUUCAGAUCUAGUCAGUUGCUGAUGCUGGAUACCACAUCGCCUCCUCUGCGGCUCUGCCCUGUUCCUGCAACCCCCGAUGAGUACUUGCUGGCUGCUUGUGAAGAUGGUUGCUUUGUUUUUGACAUAACACUUAACAAACAACAGGGAAGACGCUCCCAUGUCGUAGAAUUCAGUUUUCCAAUAUACAAGAAAGAAUCGAAGGAUGCAGACUUCCAUAUAAUAGAUUCGCUGGCUUUUCUGAAUAAUGACCUUAUAGCUUCCAAAAGUACAAUGCAGGGAUCCAUAUACAUAUGGAGCUGGAAGAAGUCUUUCGAGAAACAAAGACCCAAAAGCAGCAAGAAGGUGGACGCCACUGUCCUAGCAGAGCUGAAGUGGUCAGAAACUGAUCUACCAUACCUCACACUCGCUACCUCCGAAGAAGGAUCUUGUGUGUUCUGUGGGGAUGAGGCUGGAAAAGUGUGGAUUUAUGAUCUUGAAUCCUGCAAAGCAAAGUUACAGAAGGGAGUGCCAUGCGGUGAUCUGCAAGAGCCUACCAAGGUUGUUACCUGGCCAUCCCCAUUAUCAAGAAGAGUUGAAGUGACGGAACCUGUGAUAAACACUGUGCUUGUGGACCCCGCUUUGGAACAUUUAGUUGCUUUAACUGACAAAAAUAUUGUUGCUAUAUGGAAAAUACUAUGACUGUAAAAAACAUUUCCUUGAGCUGUGCAUAGGAUAUCCCUGUCGGAAAGUUAGGCUGUUCAUUUUCUUUUAAUGUUCUUCUUUAAAACUAUAUUUAAAAGUAUGUGUAAUAUUUGAAAUUACGUUAAUUUUAAACAUGAGUGAUAUGGCGGAAGAUAAGUGGGGCUUGUCCUCCGCAUGUACCCUAAAAUUGCAGGAACUUCAGGCAUCUGGCAAUGUAGAUCAAUGACCACUACACUUCUGUACAUAAGGAAAACUAUAUGGGGAGAGGGACUUUAUAUCCCUCUAUUUCUCCAACCAUGGCAUCUAGAAAUGCCGGGUGAUUAGUGUGAUUAACAGGCUGUAACCCCCACACUGCAGAUAAAAUAAUGGAGUCCAGUGAUGGGGAAAGAUCUUCCCCAUUCUGGCUUCCCAAAAAUCACAGGCUCCCACAUUCAGAGGUGGCAUCCCUACGGUCACCAUACAAUAUUAACAAUAAUGCUCUGCACUAUUGAAAACAUAAGUUUUGUGCAGGAAGGAAAAUGUGUCCCAUAUCACUCCAGUAAUUGUAACUAUACACGUGGGGGCACCCAUAUAGAAGAGAGGCAAGUCCCCUCUUCGUAGCUUUUGUCCGGCGAUCACCAGACAAAAAUCACCCAAUGCUACAGAGAAAUGUUGUUUGCUAGAUGGAGGGAGGGCACAUGUACCCUAUAAAUCCCUGAUAACUGCUGGCUUUGGGGUUAAUUAGAUAGCCCCGAAGGAUCAAUUAGCCCGCAGUAAUCUAUUGCGGCUAAUUCUAUUCCCCCAAGGGGUAUAUUCAAUUAGCGUCGGAUCCAUUCCGACAUGCAUUUGUCGGAAUGGAUCCGACAACCCCUAUUCAAAUCUUAUCUCAAUUCGACUUUUUCAAGUCGAAUUGAGAUGAGGGACCCAGAGGAGGGGGGGGGGGGAGCCGCGGGGACAGCCGGCGGGCCGACGGAGGAGAUCAGCGCUACAGUAGCGCUGCAGGAGGAUGUCACACAGUCGCCCGACCUCACGGCAGUUUCCACCCGCGUGACCUCACUUGCUGGAGCAGGGUGGAAGCUGUGAGCGGCGUGGCUGUGUGACAUCCUGCUGCAGCGCUACUGUAGCCUGUAGCGCUGAUCUCCUCUAUAUGCCCGCGGCUGUCCCCCGACUCCCUGCGGCUCUCCCCCCCCCCCGAACGCCCCGUUUUCGACACAAGCACGUGGAUGGGCAGCUAUUCCACCGAUCCACGUGCUUUUCGACAAGUCGAAUUCAUCGACUUGUCGAAAAAAAUUGGGAUAUAUUGAAUAGGUCAAAUCACGAUUCGACCUUAAAAAGUCGAAAACUGCCGUCUUUUUGACAGACGGCAGCUUUCGGCUUUAAUUGAAUAUACCCCAAAGUCUUCUAAAACAAAAAUAAAAUUAAACAAAGGUAGAAUUUUGUUUGGGUAAUACAUGAAAAGAAAAUCAGUAAUAUUUAUUGAUGUCAGAAUGUUAUGAGCACAAAUGCUGGAAAAAUGCCUCCGCAGAGGAGAUGGUAAAAUCCCUAGCAGGGAAGUGGUUAAUUUUAAAAUACAGAUUUACCUGAAAUUCGCAUAUGUUUCAACUUCUUUUAUUGCAAGAAACAAGCAAAACACAAGUAUUUUCUUUAAAUUCUGGUUUUAUGCUCUACAUUAACUGUAGAGAAACAUGUAUAUAACAACUUUGGUUUUGCUCAGUGAGCAGAAAGAUAUAUUCAGAAUAUAACUGUAUAUAUUUCAUUCAAAACCAUAGCAAAAAUAAAAGGUGCACAUUUUUACUGAUGAUCAAA
Molecule: messenger RNA, 4238 nt
Organism: Pseudophryne corroboree (corroboree frog)
Lineage: Eukaryota; Metazoa; Chordata; Amphibia; Anura; Myobatrachidae
Gene: LRWD1
Product: leucine rich repeats and WD repeat domain containing 1
Exons: 16
Coding region: 237-2450 (737 amino acids)
Biological process (GO): establishment of protein localization to chromatin; chromatin organization
Cellular component (GO): nuclear origin of replication recognition complex
Molecular function (GO): protein binding; chromatin binding
Source: RefSeq, a predicted model, not a curated record